Linum tenue is the source of this 1256-nucleotide messenger RNA. NCBI's taxonomy places the organism in Eukaryota, Viridiplantae, Streptophyta, Magnoliopsida, Malpighiales, Linaceae. The record is from the annotation of a GenBank genome assembly.
GACGGAACGGCCGAGGACGAGGACCUCGAAUUCUGGAUCCUCCCUCAGUCACUGGGCCCACUUUUCUUACAGCUCCGCCAGCCAGCCAGACCUAAUAACCUCCUCCCACUUCUUCUUCUUUCUCCCUCUCCAUCCAUCUUUCGUCACAGUUUCAGCUCCGGAUUAUUAACGACAGCCCAGACUCCAGACCCAGCACGCACGGCAAGUCUCACUCUCAUUCUUCCCUACCCCUCUUUCUUCUCCCUUCGUCCCUCUUUCUUGUUUCUUUCUUGCCACACUUCUCCCCUUCUGGGUCUCUUUACGAUUCCGCCAUUGCUGCUUUGUUUCCUGACGCAAUCGAAUUGACCGUAGAGAUUGCAAAAUUUGGGGUUGCAACAUUAGAAUUGGUUUGUUUGUAUUCAAUAUCGUCACCUGGGUUAGUUUCUUAGGUGAUUGAUUCAACUCAUUUAUGGAGACAGUUCGCAAGGGAAGUGGGGAGAAUCGGGGGAGGCUCUGAAUUCGACGGCGGGCGGAGGAGGAACCAUGAAGAGGCCGAUCCCGUGUGAUGUGAUAUCCGAUGAUAGCUCAGAUGCAGAAAACGACGGCGAGGAAGAUGGAGUUUUCGAUCCCCAGCAGCACCAGCAGUUUUUCAACCAACAUGAACUAGAAUUGGAUUCUCCAGAGAUGAUAACCAAGACUGCAGAAAUGUAUCAGAACUACAUGCAGGAGCUUCCCAUCCCAUCACUCCGUGGCUCCGUGAUUCCGUGUUCUUCAUGGAUGGAGCUAGGGAGGUCGAUGAAGCAACUCUACGGGCAGCCAUUGCAUUACCUAACCAACAUCAUUCUCAAACGCUGGGACCAGCUGCGAAGCGGCACCGAGAAUCAGCACCAGCCACUGGAUCUCAUCAUUCACCCCAGUAAAGCAGAGGCAACCAUCUGGCUAGUUGAAGAAGUCCACAGGAAGACCUCGUCUCAUCUUCACAUUGCUCAGCUCUGGAUUUCUGAUCCCAUGCACCAACGUUUCGUCGAUGGUCUUGUACCCGAGCUGUGCACGCCGAAUUCGUGAUGCAAUCGUCCUGCUUACAGACUGACUGACUUUUCGUUUGAGGUCUGAAACACCCAUGUAUGAACCCUGAUGCUUCAUCCUUCAAUAGCAAACUCUAUCAACUUUUUUCAUCUUGUUCACUUCCUACAUGUUUACUGCAUUAGCUAGGCAAGGAAGGGAGCGGUUUGUGUAGCUUUUUGGAGAGAGAUAGUUGUGGGAAUCUAGAUGAGAUU